Messenger RNA from Ziziphus jujuba (common jujube), 1594 nucleotides. RefSeq names its product putative disease resistance protein At1g50180. The record is from RefSeq and is a predicted model, not a curated record. Gene Ontology annotation, molecular function: ADP binding. Bases 290 to 1579 code for a protein of 429 amino acids. Lineage: Eukaryota; Viridiplantae; Streptophyta; Magnoliopsida; Rosales; Rhamnaceae. The transcript has a single exon. Gene Ontology annotation, biological process: defense response to other organism.
GUAAUUAAAUUAUUAAUUAUUAAUUAUUAUUAUUUUUGGGGCAGGGUGAAAGUAAAAUUUAUUUCACAUUUUGGAAUAAACAAAGAAACAUGAAAGUCCCAUGCAGCUAGCAAAGCAAGCUGUAAUUUGGCUUUCAUCUUCCACUUUAAUUUGGCUUCUCGGUGGACCACAUCUUCUACGUGUCUCAUCAGGUCUCUUUUUAGCUUCUUACAAAACAAAUUCCCCUUCCAAUUUACCGCAAACACACUUCUGCUAACAAUAUCUUCUCUGCAAGAAGAAGAAGAAGAAGAUGGCAGAAUUUUUGUUAUCGAAAUUUGCAGAGUCCGCUGUAUCCCAAACAGUCCAAAGAAUCACUGACCUUCUCAUCUAUGAAGCCGCUUCCUUGAGCAGUGUGAGAGAGGAUGUGGAGGUCUUGCAAAACGACUUGAAGUCCCUUCAGGGCCUCAUAAAAGCAGCAGACUCCAAGCAAGAACAUGACCAACACCUCGAAGAGUUGGUACGCCAAGUCAAACAUGUGGCUUCUGAAGCUGAGGAUGUUAUCGAUACCUACAUCCUCAAAGUUGACUCCUCUUGCAUCAAAGCUUUUCAUAAUAAAAGAAUUCGACCCCAGAUCAACUCUGUCCGCGCUAGAAUACAAAACAUAAUAAACACAAGCAUGCCAAUUUAUGGAUUCGUAUCUGCUGUUGGAGAGGGGACGAGUUCCAUUGUGGAUCUGCAGCGGCAUUUGAGAAGAUCAUCUCCAAAUGAUGAUGAUGGCGAUAAUGAUGUUGUAAGCUUGAAGAGUAGCACCAGCGCCUUAACAGAAGAGUUGACUAAGGAGGAAGACCGGCUGUGCGUUGUCUCUGUAGUGGGUAUGGGUGGUUUAGGUAAGACCACUCUUGCCAAGAAAGUAUUUAAAUGUGUUAAACAAAAGUUUGAUUGCUCUGCUUGGGUUUUUAUAUCUCAACAAUAUGUGCUAAGGGAUGUUUUGAUUGACAUCUUCAUCCAAAUUGGUUCUCCAAAUGAAAACAUGAAAUUUGAAAGAAUUAAUUCUGCCAGAGAUAUUUCAGAACGAAAGAAAAAAGAGAGGGAGUUUUUGAAUGCUUUGCCAGAUCAUGAGCUAAUUGAUUCGCUCAACGAUAAGCUGAAAGAGAAGCGAUUUCUUGUGGUUCUUGAUGAUAUUUGGAAGAUUGAGGCUUGGGAUUUUUUAAAGCGUGCUUUUCCGAAAGGAAAGAAGGGAAGCAAAAUUCUGUUUACCACACGCAAUAGGGACGUAGCCUCAGCUGCUGAUCCACGGAGCUGCCAAGUUGAACCACCUUUGUUGACAUUUGAAGAGAGUUGGGAGCUUCUUAAACGGAAAGCAUUUCCAAGAGAUAUUGUGGAUGCCCAUGGUUGUCCACCAGAGUAUGAGAACUUAGGAAAGGAGAUGGCUAAAAAAUGUGCAGGACUUCCUCUUGCUGUUGUUGUGCUUGGAGGCUUGUUGAGUAGAAAAGCUACGUUGGAAGAAUGGAAGAAGGUGAUGAGAGACGUGAAUUCAAACUUGAACAAAAUGCAAUCAAGACAACAAUAUGAAGGGGUGAAUCAUGUUGUGGUUCUCUGACCACUUUAGAGAAGA